GGACCGUGUGAGAUGUCACUGCAGAGGAGCAAACUUGAAGAGAUGGAAGAGAUCUUCAGAAAUCAAGUGGGACCAAAGGAGCAUGAGGAAAGCCAAACAGAGAACUUAAGGGAUAGAUCUUGGCCAGGGGAGACAUUUCACAAAAAUCCAAUUCAGCAAGAAAAACCCAAAGGAAAGAAAAUGAACGUCUGCCCAAUCUGUGAGAAAAUCUUCAACCGUAAAUCGGACCUUAAUGUCCAUCGGAGAAUCCACACAGGUCAGAAGCAGCAUAAAUGUUUGGAGUGUGGAAAGAGCUUCAGGCAGGGUUCACACCUAACUGCCCAUCAAAGUAUCCACACAGGAGAGAAACCCUAUAAAUGUCUGGAGUGUGGAAACAGCUUCAGGCAGCUUGCAUAUCUCACAUCCCAUCAAAGAAUCCACACGGGGGAGAAACCAUAUAAAUGUUCUGUGUGUGGAAAAAGCUUCAAUAGGAGCACAAAUCUGACUUGCCAUCUAAGAAAACACACAGGAGAGAAACCGUAUAACUGCUCAAUAUGUAAUCGGAGCUUUUGCGACAAAUCGGGCUUUAAUCUACAUCAGUUAAUUCAUUCCAGGGAUAAGCCGCAUAAAUGUUUGGUAUGUGGCAAGAGUUUCAUUCGGCGUUCCCAGCUUACUUCUCAUGAAGGAAUCCACACAGGGGAGAAGCCAUACAAAUGCUUGGUGUGUGGAAAGAGUUUCCAUCGGAGCUCCAACCUUACAUCACAUCAGAGAAUCCAUGCAGGAGAGAAACCUUAUACGUGUUCCAUCUGUACCAAGAGCUUUUAUGAUAAGCAGCACCUUCUUAGUCAUCAGAGAAUCCACACAGGGGAGAAACCAUAUAAAUGUCUGGAGUGUGGGAAAAGCUUCAGUCAGAGGAUUUAUCUUACUUUACAUCAGAGAACUCACACUGGAGAGAAACCCUACAAAUGCAUGGAAUGUGGAAAGAGCUUCCAUCGGAGUGAUAACCUAACUUUGCAUCAAAGAACUCACACAGGAGAGAAACCAUAUAAAUGUUCACAAUGUGGGAAGAGCUUCAGCCAGAGCUCAAGCCUUACUUCCCACCAAAGAGUCCACACAGAAAAGAAAACUUACGAAUGCUUGCACUGUGGAAAGAGCUUCAGCCAGAGCUCAAGCCUUAUUUCCCAUCAAAGAGUCCACACAGAAGAGAAACCAUAUGUAUGUCUGGAGUGUGGAAAGAUCUUCAGUCAGAGAAGAAACCUUAUUAGACAUCAAAAAAUCCACUCCGGAGAGAAACCACAUCCAUGCUUGGAGUGUGGAAAGAGCUUUUAUGAUAAGUGUAAGCUCAAGAGACACCAGAAAAGUCACGGAGAGGAAGGAAAACCGAUAAUGUCUUGGAGCGUUGAAAUGGCUUCAGAUGGUGUGCCAGUCUUAUGCCCUCUCAGAGAAUUCAAACAGGAAGAGCACUAUAACGUUUCUGAGGUUGAGUAACAAAUGUCUUGUUCAUUUGGCCCUUAUAAACAUUAGAGAAUACCCGUUGGAGACACACCUUACCCUCCCUUCCUCAAAAAAAUACUUGGGGGUAUAGAAAGAGUGUCUGUGUCAACUAUAUUAAUGCACACGUUCUUUUGUGUACCAAGAUCUUUUGUGAGAAUCCGAACUUGGGUCACUUGAUGUUUGUGACAAAAGUUGGGUCCAAAUUCCUUGUGGCUUGACUGAGUAAUUUCUUCAGUAGCUGAGUGUUACUACUCAAUCAGCUUGCAUAAGCUUCUUUUCAUUUUCCCCGUGCCUUAAUUCUUUGCCUGCAUUUCUAUUUU
Messenger RNA from Elgaria multicarinata webbii, 1793 nucleotides. RefSeq names its product zinc finger protein 501-like. Gene Ontology annotation, molecular function: RNA polymerase II cis-regulatory region sequence-specific DNA binding; DNA-binding transcription factor activity. The transcript has a single exon. Bases 13 to 1467 code for a protein of 484 amino acids. Gene Ontology annotation, biological process: regulation of transcription by RNA polymerase II. The record is from RefSeq and is a predicted model, not a curated record. Lineage: Eukaryota; Metazoa; Chordata; Lepidosauria; Squamata; Anguidae.